AUGAUUAAGCAUAUAGAGAUAGUAAAAUACUUGAUAUUACUCUAUUGUGCAUUUGGAGUCUCUCUGAAUACAGUUCAUUGCCAGGUAAUAACACCAAUUCUCAAUCCUGAGGGAGGACAGGGGUAUUCUUGUGGUUAUAACAAUUCAGUUUACAAUUGCGACGGGUAUACGGUCACACCCUGGAGUUCAUGGGGAACUUGCUCUAGUUGUAAUGGAAUCAUUUCCAGGCAAAGAUCAGCUUCCGGGACCGUUCCACAAGGUGGGCCAGGGCUGAGCGAAAAUGUAAAAUGCCUAGAUAAUCAAUCUUGCGAAGCUUGUAGUUACACUAGCUGGUCUUCAUGGUCUGCAUGCUCAGACUCCUGUGAAACUGGAACGAAAUACAGAACACGCAGUAUUAGUUCAAAUAAUGAUUGUAGUGCCUCAGAAGAUGAGAUUAAAUUAUUCGAGCUCGCCAACUGUGGAAAUAACCCAUGUAAUUGCGAUGAAACUAUUAGAGGACCUAAUGGAUUAUACUAUAGAGGCUGCCAAAAAUAUUCCAGAUCUGGUAUGAAAUGCUUGAAUUGGACUUCUCUAAAAAUUGACGCUUUUGAUUAUCUAGCAACUCUUGAAAAUUCCGGAAUUAGCAAUCAUUCUUUUUGUAGAAAUCCUAUUUCUAACAAUACUUUGAUCCCAACAAUUUGGUGUUACGUAAGUAUGUCUCCUCUAACUCCACAACUUUGUGAUCCUAUUCCAACUGAUUGCGUUGUUACAGAGUGGGGGGCAUGGUCUUCCUGUUCUUCUACUUGUGAAGAAGGCAAGGUAACUCGCACGAGGACCAUCGUUCAGGAAUCCCUUCAUGGCGGAGCGGAAUGCCCAGAAGAUUUGGAACAGGUCCAGGAUUGCUCAGUGGAUGUUAUUUGCCCAGUUGAUUGUGUAUUGGGAUCAUGGAGUUAUUGGUCAUCUUGUAGUGUGGAUUGCGGAAAAGGUAAUUCUACUCGAUCUAGAAGUAUAAUAACACGCCCAAAAGGUAAGGGAGCAGUCUGCCAAGAGUAUUCACAAACUAAAUCAUGUGAUGGAGAAAGUUGUCUAAGCUUCUGGGAGAAAAACAAGUAUUCAAUUAUUAGUUUUGCAGUAUUGGGACUUGUCUUAAUUUCAUCAAUUAUUUAUAUUUUAAUUCCAAACAACAGAGCUUUGUAG
Messenger RNA from Cryptosporidium ubiquitum, 1176 nucleotides. Its product is annotated as TSP1 domain-containing protein TSP10 precursor. Lineage: Eukaryota; Apicomplexa; Conoidasida; Eucoccidiorida; Cryptosporidiidae. The record is from RefSeq and is a predicted model, not a curated record. Gene Ontology annotation, cellular component: plasma membrane. Bases 1 to 1176 code for a protein of 391 amino acids. Gene Ontology annotation, biological process: actin cytoskeleton organization. The transcript has a single exon.